AUGCAUGCCGGGCAGGGUGCGAGGGAGGCGAUUGGGAUUCAUCAACUGCGGGGCCUGACUUUGCUGGCUCAUCCGAUACCCUCGCCCCAUCCCUUCAAUGAGACUGCAGCAUCUGAUCGCAGAAAGUUCCUGUCGGCCAUGCGGGAGCUGGAUGCUGAAGAGGUAGUCUUCUCCUCUCCUCUUCGCGUCUUGACCGAGAUGAAGGUGUGCGAGCUUGACGACGUCUCUCUAGAUAACAUCACAGCGCUCGCACAAGACCCUCGUCGCUUGCAGACCACCGCAGACAAUGCAGCGCUGGUUGUGCUGGUAGUUGCCCUAGGGCGAACACAGGAGCAGAGGUUGCAAGUACAGGACCGGGAGGGCAGAUGGGUCUUCGCAAGGGAACUGGUGGAUAGCGUCUACUUGAUGAGCUCGCACAAGAAGUUUCGGGUCUGUCUUGUGAUGCUCAGCGUCUUCUUGCAAGAUUCCAAGGCGCUGCUCUGCUGGACUCCGGCGACGCUGGCGGUUGAGGAGGGAAGGAGGGAAGGGAGCGCUAUGGUCAUGGUGUGGGCUGCUUGCCCCGUUCAUGAGGGCUGGAUGGACGAGAAGGGAUCGGUUGUAACUCAAGUGGUGUGUGAGAGUUUGUGCGCGAACGCUGAGAUUCAGAGCAUCGAGGGGAGCAUGCAAGAGGUGAAGGAGAAGCUGGACUGGUACAGAAAGAGCAAGGGCUCCGCCUCCUCCUCCUACUCCAGAGACUCGAGGAUGUGGAGCAUGGCCCAGGUCGGCGUGCUGCUGAGGAGCGAGAAUGAGCGGGAGCAUCGGCUCGAGUUCGAUCGCGUUUGUCAGCCUUCCUUCAGCCCCAGGGUGCUGGAGGAUGGAACGCUGGCUCCUCGCGUCCCCUGGCAGACUUUCAGCGAGCACGAGCUGGAGGUAAAGGUGAGCAUCGCCUGCCCGACGCCGGGGGCCAAGAUCUUCUUCUCCUCCGACGGGUCGAUCCCUUCCCCCGACUCCCCCACGUCCUCCCUCUACACGAAGCCUGUCCUGCUCCAGCACCGCGACGACAGUGCACGCGACUUCAUGCUGCAGGCUGUGGCAGUAGAGGAGGGGAGGCGGCCGAGUCGGGUGGGAAAGUCUCCGGUGUAUCGCAUCCUAGGGGAGACGAAGAGCGUUACGUUCGAAGAGACGAGGGAGGAGGACAGCGUCUUUCUGUCCAUGACCUGUUGCACUCAAAACGCCAUCAUCUACUUUGAUGAGGAUGGGAAAGUUCCUUGUAAGAAUUCCUCCGUCUAUUCCAGACCGAUCCGAGAGAUAAACACAAUCGCCAUCGCCCCCAACUGCGUCCCUUCCACCAUCUCCACCUAUCGUCUCCUCGAACAGCUUCAAGUUCCUCGAGUACGGCUGGAGGGCGAAACGAUGCCACCCUCCUCCCUCGAUCCAGAGCUCGUAGGCCAGCAAGUGUUCCUUGACAUGGCGAGAGUGUCAAUCGAAGGGGAGGAGGAAAAGAUGGGGCUAGUCUGCAUGGCCAUGGCAUACAAGAUGGCUGAUUCCCUCCUCGCCACCUGCGACUUCAUCGUUCAGAAUCGUUUGAGCUCCCCAGAGUUGCUUCCUAGCUCGGGAACGUUCCGGGAGAGGACGGAGCUGGCAAUGACGAGCGAGCACAAGGAUGCUAGCAUCUUCUUCACCCUCGAUGACUCCGAUCCUUCUCCCUCCUCCUCCUCUUCUCAUCUCUUUCAGCGUCCCAUACGCCUCGACAGACGCGAUCAGGAUCUCUUCACUGGAACUGGUUUGCUCCAAGGAAUCUCGCUCCUUCCAUGGCAACCCCUCGAGCUUCGAUUCACCGCUCGCGCCAUGGCGAAAGGUUUCAUCGACUCGCCGGCGUCUCACGCUCGCCUUGUCCUCCUCCAAGUAGUUGAGACUCCGCGCGUUUCUCCCUCCCCCGGCGUCUUCCUGGAGCUCGUUGAGAUUCUCUUCACCUCCUCGACCCCAGGAGCUAUCCUCCACUACACCCGAGACGGUCAGGAGCCCAGCAAAGACUCUCAGGUCUGUGUCGGCCCCAUCGUCCUCAGGGAUGCAGGAUGGACGGAGUUCCGAGUGCGGGCGGUGAGGGAAGGGAUGUGGGAGAGCGAGGAGCUGUGCGUCAAGUUCGGGGUGAUGGCGUGGGGGAGCGGGAGCGGCGGGAGGCUGGGAGGAGGAGACGAGGAAGAUCACGAGCUACCCUCUCGCGUCCUCGGGCUCGAGGACAUCAACGUCGCUCGAGUCUUUGCGGGUCGAUCGCACAACCUUCUACUUACUAGCUCUAGCAAGGUGCUGUCAAUGGGAGUAGGACUGGGCGGACGGUUGGGAAGGAAGGAGACGAGCAGUCUGCUGCCGAAAGAGAUUCCUGCGAUGAUCGAGAUCGUUCAGGCAGCCGCAGGAGAGAGGCACUCUCUGCUGCUGAGCAGCUCAGGCAUCGUCUUCUCCUUCGGGGAUGGACUGCAAGGACAGCUUGGACAGGGUGACAUCGUGAACCUGGUGGAGCCAAAGGCAGUUGAGGAGGACUUGGUCGAUGUCGUCUUCGUUGCUGCGGGAGGGUAUCACUCCCUUGCAAUCGAGAGGAAUGGGCAUGCCACGUCAUGGGGGCGAGGAGGUGAAGGGCAGCUGGGGUCGGGAACGAGGUACUCGACCAGUCGUCCGUCCCCUAUGUUCGCGUCCAAUGAGGGCGGGGCUCGACAGGGACUUUACGGCUGCAAGCUCAAGAUGAUCGCAGCAGGGGACUGGCACACGGCAGCAGCAGGUCGAGAGCACAGCCUCCUCCUCGACGACAAGGGCAAAGUGUGGGUGUGCGGCAGCAACGAGAGAGGACAGCUCGGAACCGGUCUUGACGGAGGCUCCAGCAUCCCUUGCAUCCUCGAGCCUCUCCGCUCUUCCAACAUCGCGAGCAUCUUUGCCGGGCCCGCAACGUCAGCAGCGGUGGACGAGCAGGGGGCUGUGUUCGCCUGGGGCUCCAACAGCAGCGGCAUGUUGGGGCUGGGAGACAGCGAGGACAGGAGGACUCCCUGUGCUAUCACGAGCCUAGGAGGGCUACAGGUGGUGGACCUGGCUGUCGGUGCGCAGCAUAUGCUGGCACUGACAAGGUGGAAGUAG
Molecule: messenger RNA, 3102 nt
Organism: Guillardia theta CCMP2712
Lineage: Eukaryota; Cryptophyceae; Pyrenomonadales; Geminigeraceae
Exons: 24
Coding region: 1-3102 (1033 amino acids)
Source: RefSeq, a predicted model, not a curated record